Dermatophagoides farinae (American house dust mite) is the source of this 3232-nucleotide messenger RNA. NCBI's taxonomy places the organism in Eukaryota, Metazoa, Arthropoda, Arachnida, Sarcoptiformes, Pyroglyphidae. The record is from RefSeq and is a predicted model, not a curated record.
UACCAGGUUGAGAAUUGUAUCAGGAUGAUAAGGUCACCAUGACUACGUCAUUCGAUGACACACCUAUGCAAUCUGAUGAAUGGCAAUCAAGCUGUAUGCAAUGUGUGUGUGUGUGAGUAAUAUAUAAGAAAUUAUAAUUUGUCACAUCAUUACAUUAUUAUGACAUCGGCUGUAUAUACGUUUUUUUUUAUUUGUCUGUUCGGUGAAUAUACAAAGACAAACACACACAAAAUCAUGUGUGUGUACAUGUUUUCCAUUCAUUCAAUACAUCAAUGACUAUCAUUGCCAAUUUUUAUUGGAUAGUAUAUCCUGUGUGUGUGUUUGUGUGUACAUGAGCAUGAUGUUGUUGUUGUUGUUGUCAUUGAUGUUAAUGUUGACUGCCACAGUUACAAUAUCAUCAUCAUCAUCAGGCUCAUCAGGCAACAACAUAACGGUGUGGCGAACCGAAGCCAAAUUAAAACAAAAAAAAAAUCUAAUGCGUCCAAUUUAAUUUAUUAUUAUAAUAGAAUGAUUGAAUUGAAUGAUGGAUAAUCUGACGUUAUUGUUAAUAUUAUUCAUAUCAUUCAUUGUGAUCAUUUUGAUUGUUAUAUUACUGAUCUGGAUUAUACAUGAUCUUCAUCAUAUUAAAAAAUUUGGUAAUAAUCAUCGUCAUCGUCAUUUGUUACAGCAGCAACAACAACAACAAUCAGUGGAUAAUAGUUAUUCGAAACCGAAUCGCAUAGUUCAACAUCAUUAUCAACCGAUCGAAUCGUAUGAAUUAGGUCAGAUGCAAACCUCCAAUGAAACUAGUAAAAAUCAUACGUUCAUUUCAUAUGUGAAUGAUGAUUCGGUUGCUGAUCAAUUGAUCAAAGUUAACAGUGAUGACCAUCAUGGCAUAAAGACCGUAUCGACCAUAGAUAAACAAAGUAAGCUUCGAACAUUCCUUAUGACAUUUAAUCAUCAUUAUGGUGACUAUAAUUAUGAUGGCAAUGAAGAUGAUCAUUUGUGUAUGAACCAUGAUUCCACCACAUUACGAACGAAUCGACCGAUACCUGUACAGAAUUUUUUUGCCUUUUUUCAAUCAGCAUCAAAAGAUUCUGAUCUUGGUUUUAGUCGUGAAUUCACUGCACUUGAACAAAUAUCACAUCGUGAGCUAUAUACAAAGUUGCCAUUAGUAGAAUGUAGUCAAUAUUGUGAUAUGAAUGGCAAGAAUCGUUUCCAGAAUGUUUUACCAUAUAAACAUACACUAGUCAGACUUAGCGAUGGUCACGAUGGCUAUAUGAACGCUAGCUUUAUAGCCGGUCAUAAUGGGCCCAAUGAAUAUAUAGCAACAUUGGCUCCAUGGAAUCAGGAUUCAAUAAGUGAUUUCUAUCGUCUUGUACUUAAAUAUCAUGUAGCCAUCAUUGUAAAUCUAGUCGAAUUCGAAAGUAUAGCCUAUCUUCCUAAAUGGAUUAAUGAUGAACCUAAACGAAUACGGCUAACCGAUGAUCAAAAAAUGUUAACUGUAAUGCUAGUCAAUGAAGAACGGUUCGAUCAAUACGUCAUACGUCACAUUAAGCUAAUGUUCGAAUCAACCGACGAUGUACAUGAGGCGUAUCAAUUCCAUUUUACCGGAUGGAAAGAUUUUGCCGUUCCAGAACAGGAACUACCAAUUUUGCAAUUUAUAGAAAAAGUUCGCCAAUAUUAUGAAAGACAUUGUUCAUCAUCAUCUUCGGGACAAAAAACACCAAUAAUUGUACAUUGUCGAGCCGGAAUAGGGAGGACUGGUACCUACAUAGCAAUCGAUCAUUUAUGGCAACAAUUGACCGAAAAAUUUCUACUACCAGAAUCACAUAGAAAAAAACUAUGGCAGCAAUCAUUACGAUGGCAUGAACUUCGACACUUACAUAACAAACAAUUACAAUGCCAAUUCUCAUUAUCCAAGACCGAUGCCGGUAGCCAUACGUUACCAAUACGUUCUAUUCAUCAAUGGAUGCCUCAUAAAUUUGGAACUAUAGCUCAUAUAUUUCGUUCGACUACGGCCACAUUAGGAAGACGAUUACAUAAUCGUAAAACGGUAUACGAUAUGAAUGAUAGCAAUCAUACGGAUCCUAUACAACAGGAUCCGGAAGCAGCUCAUUUAUUAUCAAGGGCACCAUAUAUGAUUGACAUACAUGGUCUUGUAUACAGGAUGCGAUCCAAUCGACGUGGUAUGGUACAAACAGACUCACAAUACGCCUACAUACACCGAUGUGUUUAUUAUAUUCUUCAACAUUGGCUUUGUUUACAACUAAUCGAUUCUCAAGCCAUCAGUCAACAGCAAACGGAUGAAAUCACGAAUGAAUCAAACAAACAGGACAAAACCAUCGAAAAUAUAGUUAGCAUCUGUAAUGAGCCUUCUACAAAAAACAUUGAAUCAGUCUGAAUGUGUAUUUUUUUGGGGGAAGGGGGUUCAAUUAUAUCCACAUAUAUGAUUUGAGGAAUCCAUUUCCAUUUUAUGCUUGAAUCGGAUCUGAUGGAUUAUGAUUCGGAAGUAGCCAUUUUUUGGCGAAAAAAAAAAUGUGAUCACAACAUGAAACGUGGGCAGUGUUUUUUUCUGUAUUUGUAUUUAUUAAUGUUCACAACACAUUAUCAGCAUCAAUGAUGACGAGAAUCGAUCGAAUUUGAUUGAUUUCCGCCAUCAAUAUGGUGUUCUAAGAGCAUUCAAUCACCAUCAUCAUUCUCGUUUUUUUCAUUCAUUCUUAUAUUCUUACUUUUGUUGAUCAAUAAAAACCGAUGGGGAGAGAGAGAGAGAAAAAAAAAAAUAAUUGCCCAUCAUUUACACACACACACACUUACACUUUUUAAGUGUAAAAGCAGCAAAAAAAUGGAAUUUGAAAAUCGGCUGAAAGAUUAUAGAAUAUUCGGAGAUUAUAGCCACUCUUCUCAUCAUCAUCAUCAUCAACAUCAUCGGACAUAUUCCACACACACACACACAUUACAUUGACAUUUUUUUUGGUCCAGUUAUCAAGCUUUAUUGGGGAAAACAAACAUACAAACAAACAAACAAACACAUACACAUACACAUACAAUUAUUAUAUUCCGUUUUGUUAUCCACGAUGAAUCCCACGCAACCAAACACACUAACAUCAACAACAACAACAACAACAAGAAGAUCUAUUCCGAUUCAUCGGAUUAGGCCCCUAAGUCAAAUGGCCUACGUGUGUUUUGUGCGUGAAUGUGUAUCAAUUGCAACAACAUUCCAAAAUAAAAGAAUGAUUGUUGGUUUUGUCAA